Messenger RNA from Centruroides sculpturatus (bark scorpion), 1965 nucleotides. Its product is annotated as prohormone-3-like. The coding region runs from base 1100 to 1693 and encodes 197 amino acids. The transcript has 8 exons. Lineage: Eukaryota; Metazoa; Arthropoda; Arachnida; Scorpiones; Buthidae. The record is from RefSeq and is a predicted model, not a curated record.
AUGAUUUUAAUGGAUUAAUAAGUUGCGUAUAGAGAAGUCAUUUUGUAACUAAAGCCUGAAGGUACAUUGUGUGAAUUUUCAAUAGAAACAAACAAAAUAUUUUUCGUUUUUUCUCUUCUCACAUCCUGAAAGCCAACCAGUGGUCGAGUGGAUAAAACUACUAAACAGUGGUAGUUGGUCGCGGGUUCCUGCCUCCCCAAAGGAUUGGCCAUGUGGAGUUUCCCGAGUUUUCUUCAGUUUCUAAUAUCUAAAUAGCGACUAGUUUUCCACAGAAAGUUCUCCUGGGAGACAUUUCUCCUUGGCAGAUUACGUUGCGUUGCCAUAUUCCAUCAAACCAAAUUACAUCGUGAAAGUGUUCUGGUGAAUCACUUUCAUACAAUUGUAUAUUCUAUUUGAUAAAAAGCAAUGUAUAAAUGUGAAUAACGUAUUUGUGUAUCCUUCAGUCACUGAUUGAUAAUAUACAGUAUCAAUAAGUGUUACCGCUUCCCGGGACGAGGACUCAACUCCUUGUUUGAUGUUGAUAUAAACUAAACGGAUGGACGUUGCUGAACGGAGUAGUCAGGGUGUUUACAUUUAAACAGACGAAUCAGUAGCGUGUAGAAGCUCUUGCAACACCAUGAAGUGCAGAACGAAGAUUCUCUAUGCUGUUACCUUUUUCAAUUUUCUAUUGAUGUCCAUUUCUGGAAGGGGAUCGUCGGACAAAAAAUGGAUUCCUCAAAAAGAAAAUGAGCUUCUUAAAAAAGAUACAGAAGAUAUUAUAGAUGCUCUUAUUUAUUCUGAAGAAUGUUCUGUAAGAAAAUGCCAUGGAAAUUAUCAGUGUUGCAAAGGAUACGUUUGCGUAAUUCUAAAUGAAAAUUUAAACGUAGGAACAUGCCUUCCGAUUUAUCCAAGAAUCUUAGAUCAUCCUUGCCCAAGUGAUGUAGAUUGCAUCGAAUUUCUAAAAUGUUUGAAGAUCAAACCAUCCAAAGUGUGCCAUACAGAAAUUAAGAAUGUCAGAAAAAGGCGUUAUACUAAACGGAUGGACGUUGCUGAACGGAGUAGUCAGGGUGUUUACAUUUAAACAGACGAAUCAGUAGCGUGUAGAAGCUCUUGCAACACCAUGAAGUGCAGAACGAAGAUUCUCUAUGCUGUUACCUUUUUCAAUUUUCUAUUGAUGUCCAUUUCUGGAAGGGGAUCGUCGGACAAAAAAUGGAUUCCUCAAAAAGAAAAUGAGCUUCUUAAAAAAGAUACAGAAGAUAUUAUAGAUGCUCUUAUUUAUUCUGAAGAAUGUUCUGUAAGAAAAUGCCAUGGAAAUUAUCAGUGUUGCAAAGGAUACGUUUGCGUAAUUCUAAAUGAAAAUUUAAACGUAGGAACAUGCCUUCCGAUUUAUCCAAGAAUCUUAGAUCAUCCUUGCCCAAGUGAUGUAGAUUGCAUCGAAUUUCUAAAAUGUUUGAAGAUCAAACCAUCCAAAGUGUGCCAUACAGAAAUUAAGAAUGUCAGAAAAAGGCGUUAUAAUGAACAGUGCGUGACAAGUUCAGAAUGUGACAUGGACAAGGGAUUAUGUUGCCAACUUCAACGACGUCACAGAAUGGCACCCAGGAAAGCUUGCUAUUAUUUCACAGAUGCAAAAAGCUGUAUCGGUUUGAUCAAUACUGUAUACACAAAGCCAAUACAUUUCGAAUCAAAUCCAUUCUUUAAAGCAAGAUUAGGUUAAAGUUUAUUUUCGGUUUUAAGCUCUACGUGUUUGCCGUUAAAUGUUGAAAACAAUCGAAUAUACGAUACGUCUAAUCUGCAAGCAAUCACGUGAUCCAUUUCUUGUAAAACGGACUAAAUCAUUGGUUCGUUUACUUUGAAUCUGCGGUCUCCACGCACUCAUAAUUUCGCUUAGUGUUUAUUACUGCUGCCAUCUAGUGUUAAAUAUAUUUUAGUGAAAUUUUAAAUUAUUUUAUUUAAAUUAAAUCGUUUUCCAUUUACGUGAUUUUUUUU